Microthlaspi erraticum is the source of this 1914-nucleotide messenger RNA. NCBI's taxonomy places the organism in Eukaryota, Viridiplantae, Streptophyta, Magnoliopsida, Brassicales, Brassicaceae. The record is from the annotation of a GenBank genome assembly.
AUGGCGAAAAGGGCAAAGUUUGCGUUCUUCUCUUCCUCAUCUCCUAAAUCUAUUCCUUCUUCUCCUUCUUCAUUCACUUCUUUCCCAGCUUCUCCUCUGAGCCAACACUUCACUCAGUCUACGAUGGAGGAAGCCGUGGAGAAAGCAGAAUCCGUCAUCAGAAAAUGGGAUCCAAACACGCCUUCCUUCACCAAAAUCGUCUCUCUGUUCAACCACAGCAGAAAAGAAGCGAAAGAGUUUAUCAUAUGCGUCCGUGAUUUGCGCAGAGCGAUGCACUUUCUUGUCUCUCAAGACUCUCAAUCUCCCAAGCUUGCUCAGGCACAGACCCUGAUGCAGAUCGCCAUGACGAGGCUCGAGAAAGAGUUUUUCCAGAUAUUAUCUUCAAACAGAGACAGGCUCGAUCCCGAGUCUGUCUCCGGUCAAUCCUCAAUCUCCAGCAAUUCCGAAUUUGAAGAUGUUAUGCAAUCUGAUGACGACGACGACGAUGAAGAGAUGAAGAAAGCUGGCGAAUCGAUCACUCAGGUUGAGAAAGCUUCAGCUGUGGUGAUGUCUGACUUAAAGGCAAUAGCGGAGAGCAUGAUCAGCUGCGGAUAUGGUAAAGAAUGCGUGAAGAUAUAUAAACGGAUCAGGAAAUCGAUAGUAGACGAAGGGCUAAGCUUGCUCGGGAUCGAAAUCUACAAAGGCUCGAGAUUCCACAGAACGGACUGGGUCACGCUCGAGCAUAUGAUCAAGAACUGGAUCAAAGCUGCAAAGAUUGGCGUUGCCACGCUCUUCCGCGGAGAGAAACUUCUCUGUGAUCAUGUCUUCUCUGCUUCAAACUCGACGAGGGAGUCAUGCUUCUACGAGAUUGCGAACGAAGCAGCUACUAACCUUUUCAAGUUCCCUGAGUUUGUUGCCAAGGAGAAGAAAUCGCACGAGAGGAUCUUCUCGCUGAUGGAUCUUCAAGCUGCGAUAUCUGAUCUCUGGCAGGACGUAGAGAUGAUAUUCCACUUCGAUUCAGUAUCUGGCGUGAAAGCUCAGGCGCUCGUUUCGCUUCAGAAGCUAAAGGUUUCGAUACACAGUGCCCUCACGGAUUUUGAAUCGACUAUUCUCAAGGAUUCGACGAAAGCCAUUACACCUGGAGGAGGGAUUCAUAAGCUGACCCGAUCAACAAUGAGUUUCAUCUCUUCCCUUUCUAAACACAGCUCUGUCUUAUCUGAAAUACUUGCAGACCAUCCGCUCCCAAGAAACACCCGCUUGCUCGAAGCUUAUGUCAGAACUCCAAGCUUAGAAGAUGAAGAACAGGAUCACGCACUCUCGGUCCAUUUCGCUUGGCUCAUCCUGGUAUUGCUAUGCAGGCUAGACACAAAAGCAGAGCACUACAAGGAUGUUUCGCUGUCUUACCUCUUCCUUGCAAACAACCUUCACUUCAUCAUCGAAACGGUUCGUUCGAGUCAACUCAGUGAUCUCCUUGGAGAUGAUUGGCUCAGUAAGCACGAUGAUAAACUUAGCGCUUACGCUGGGAAUUAUGAGAUAGCAGCGUGGUCCAACGUUUUCAUGUCUUUGCCAGAGGAACCUACAGACUUAUCACCAGAGGAGGCCAAAAUAUACUUCAGAAGGUUUCACACAGCGUUUGAGGAAGCAUAUAUGAAACAAUCGUCACGAGUUGUACCAGAUUCGAAACUUAGGGACGAGCUUAAGGUCUCUGUAGCUAAGAAACUUGUACCGGAAUACAGAGAGUUUUACAGGAAGUACUUACCAAUGCUCGGCCAGGAGAGAAACAUUGAGAUCCUUGUGAGGUUCAAGCCAGAUAACUUGGAGAAUUACAUCUCUGAUCUGUUCCACGGAACAGCAAUACUUGCCUCAUCUUCUUUUUCUUCAGCUUCUUCUUCGUCUUCCUCAUCAUGGAUGUCACUUGGAUGUGUUUCAGGCUGA